Messenger RNA from Cantharellus anzutake, 937 nucleotides. Its product is annotated as ribonuclease H-like domain-containing protein. NCBI's taxonomy places the organism in Eukaryota, Fungi, Basidiomycota, Agaricomycetes, Cantharellales, Hydnaceae. The record is from RefSeq and is a predicted model, not a curated record. The transcript has 3 exons. The coding region runs from base 53 to 859 and encodes 268 amino acids. Gene Ontology annotation, cellular component: nucleus. Gene Ontology annotation, molecular function: nucleic acid binding; exonuclease activity. Gene Ontology annotation, biological process: ribosomal large subunit assembly; rRNA processing.
UGUUGUGGAUCGUCGAAAAAGCGCUCCAACCGAUCUUUAUGUUCUAAAGCAGAUGAUACUGGGGGACUUCCCGCAAAUACCACCAGAGAAGGCCCAGGUCGGACGGUAUAUCGCUCUCGACUGUGAAGUGGUAAAAAUUAAGCCACCAUAUACGGAUAAAAUGGAAAUGUCUUUGGCGCGGGUUUCCGUUGUCAAUUUUCAUGGGGAUAUUAUAAUCGAUGUCUUCGUCAAGCAGGUAGAGCCGGUUGAGGACUAUCUGACUGCCGUCAGUGGGAUCCGCCCUGGUGACCUUGAUGGUCCGAAUUCGGUAUCAAUUAGGGAUGUGCGCAAGAAGGUGGAGGACUUGUUUAAAGGUCGUGUCUUGAUUGGGCAUACUCUUUCGAGGAAUCUCAAGACGCUCUUUCUGGCGCACGAUCAUUCCGACACUGUCGAUAUCCAGACUAUGCUUGCGAUUCGUUCCAAGUAUAACUCGCAAGAGGCUAGCCUCCGUGAGCUCACCCGGCGGGAAUGUGGGGUUGACAUCGAGGAUCAACAACGUUCUAGCGUGCUCAAGGCCCGGGCGUCGAUGGCCAUCUUCCGCUUAUAUAAACAUACCCUUACGCUUCUUUAUAAACGCAAACGUGAAGAGUCUAACGCACCCGACCGCAACCAGAGACAAAGACAGCACAAAACUUGGGGCGAUGAGGCCGCUCUGCAAAUCGUUGAUGAUUCAAGCAAAGAGACGAGGAAGGGCGAGAAAGUGGCUUCAUCCCGGCCUGGGAAACGAGUCGCCUCAGCGAGGAGUGAAGUGUCUUCAGAUGAUUGGUGGUCACAGUUGGGUUCACAAUCUACCCAGGGGAGGCGUAAUCAGCGAAGCUAGUAUUUCUGAUGAAUAUAUUGACAUCAUCGUGCCAAUGUAGUGGAUACGCGUAAUGCAAUUCGGCAGCAAAAGACGGAG